Actinia tenebrosa (Australian red waratah sea anemone) is the source of this 5628-nucleotide messenger RNA. RefSeq lists its product as uncharacterized. The record is from RefSeq and is a predicted model, not a curated record. Lineage: Eukaryota; Metazoa; Cnidaria; Anthozoa; Actiniaria; Actiniidae. Gene Ontology annotation, molecular function: protein binding.
UUAAAUUUGUCCACAAUGUUUCGGUGAAGUUCAUGCAGAAGUUGGCCCUCUUUUGGCAUUUUUCGGGUACAAUACUCUAUGUUUCUUCAAUAUAGAACCUCUUUAUUAAAACUAGCAUGGUUUGGAAGAGGUUUUGAGCACGUUUGAUGUAUUUUUAUGGAGUUUUAUCGUGUUUUCCUGGUCGUGUGUCCGACUGUGUUUCUGAGGGGAAUCAAGAAGCAGCAAAAAAGAACCAUAAAAACCACUUGAGUAAAAGACGAUGGAAAAGCUUUUAGAAACAGAAAAGGGAGCUGAUAAACCCAAAAGACUGCACAGUAGAAGGAGGACAUUUCUUGGCAUUGCACGGCAUACUAAAACACCUAAAAGGAGCCUAUCUGGUAACACAGAAUAUGCAGGAGGAAUUCUUACAAAAACUCCAGUUAACAGGUCUUGUUCUGUAAGAAAACCCCUUCAGGUAGUUUCAGCAACAAAGGCAUCAAAUUCUUCAUUCUUUAGCAUUACAAGAAAGGAUAAAAGUGCCUAUGCUGCCAAGAUGUUUGGAACAAAGAUGAUGGAACCUGUUGUUAAGUCAAAGACUCCUGUCGCAUUCACCACUCCAAAACCACAGGGAUCCUUUAAUGUGCCUUGUGGAAAACCUGAGAGUACCGACGGUUGCAUCUUUGAGGGUCGUCAAUUGUCAGAGUCUUUAGGAAGCUCAAGUGACGAUUUCAGAAAUAGUUUUAAUGAUGGAGAGAAACCAUUUAUUUUGCAAAGUUUGUUAGGGUCAAGAAAAAGCAAAAAGCUAGAUUUUAUUGUCAAGGAUUCCAAGAUCUCAAAAUCUGCAGGUAUGAAUACCAACCAUGAUAAAAUGUCAUCAGCAUCAUCAGAAACUUUGAUUACGAGAACAUCAGCAUCAUCAUCUACAAUACCUAAAGCGUCAGUGUCAUCUGUGGUAGCUGAAUCAACUGCGUCAUCUGUGAUAGCAAAGUCAUCACCUUCAUCAUCAACAAAUUCAUCAGUAUCACCAGUGAUAACUGAUUCAUCAUCAUCCAUGAUAACUAAGGCCUCCAUAUCUUCAUGCACAAUUACAAGCUGUACUACAAGUAAGAGAAUGAGAGUAGAUGAAAAUAUCAAACUGGGGUUAGCUUCAGAUCUACCUGUUAUAACAAGUACACUAAAUAAUGAUACAAAAUGUAAACAAAGCAGUAUUAACCAGGGAACAUUGCAUACUGUUCAUGAUGAGGCUGACGAAGACAAGGAAUUCUCAAAUAGUGUGUUUUCAGAAACUGUUGGAAAGAAAGAUUCAAAAGCCUUUAACAAAGAUGUAGAAUCAAACUUGUCUAGAGCUCAAAAUUCUUCUGUUUGCUCAGUUAAAAUGGAAAAUAAAAAUGUAAAAAAGCCAGAAAGAAACAAAUUAAAAGUAUCCAGAAGAUCUGCUGGUUCGUCUAGGAAAGCUUUACAAGAGGCAAGAUUACAGGGAUUGAAGAACAACUUCAAGAAUACUACACAAGAUUUUGAAACUUGUAGCAGUGUAAGCCUAACCCCCAGUCCAGCUGAUGCCGCUGAAAUACCACCAUCAUCACCAUUAGAGACAGAAAUCUUCUGUACUCAAAAGUCUACACCAAGUCCUACUGGUAAUGAUAUUGAUAAAGUAUGUGUAUCGAAGUCAGAGACCCAGUCACAAUCAUCAUCGUCGUCAACUACUUCAUCCCAAAGCCUUGAAUCAUCAACCAAGACCAACAAAGACUGGAUGCAUUUGUUUGAGGAACCUUUCCCAAGGAGAUCACCCAGACUGAGCUCUCUACCUGCAAGUACAGCCAAGGAUUAUGAGUAUUUAAUGGAUAAUUUCUCACCACUCACGUCACGGAUGAGGUCUAAAGGAAGGAAGAAGCAACCAAGGACAAGGAGUAGUCAGAAGAAGAAGAAGAAAGGAGAAGAUGCCGACAACCACUCUGUGCCUUCAAAAGAGGCAAAGAUGCCAGUUUCACCUUUAGUGUUAGCUGAAAAAGAAACGGCACCUCCAAUAUUGCAAACAUCAGCAUCUGAAAAUGAUGCAAAGACGAAAGAAGAAUCUUUAAAGAGGCCAAAAACAGAAAAACCAGAUAAUAACAUCUUGUCAAAAAAGAAGUCAAACGUCAGCAUUAAUCAAACAUCGGAAAAUGAUUCUCUUGUUCCUUCUGCUACCAGUCUACAUUUAUCACAGAAUGAGAAGUUUUGUUUCCCAAGGCCACCAGCAAUUUUAUCCUGCCCAAGGGGACCUUAUAGCAUGAUAGUGGACUUUGCUUUGCCAGACAAGGACUAUGCUAAGCUGAAGCUUGCUAAGAUUAAAGGAAAUCAAGCCAGGAAAAAAGCUACUAUGGACUAUGAAGAAACAUCUUCUCAUUGUGACUUGAGGAAGAAAGAAAAGCUCAAUAAAAACCUUGUGAAUGAUAAAGAUAAGGUAAAUGAAAGUUUUAAGACUGAUGAGGAAAUAACUGAAAGUUAUGAUGGAUCGGCCAAUGCAGCUACAAAUAUUGUGGAUUCCACAGUUAAUAACAAAGAAACUAGAGGUAUAAGAGAGGAAAGGGAAAUGAAUGCGAUUCCAAGAGACAUAUCAGAUAAAAAUGAAAGUCAAAGUCAGAAAAAAGAUACAUUGUAUUUUGAAGUAGAGGAUGAUAAUGGAUUCAUUCCUGCCACUCCAAAAACUAAGACAGACCUAAGUAUUACUACUGUUAGUAAAAGUAAUGAUAAUCUAUCUGAAGAAAGAUUUACUCAGUAUUCUGAUUCAGAUAACACUCUAUCUGGAUCAAUACUUCAGAAUUUACAAGCAUCAAGUAUUAUAGAUAAUAACACUAAACCUGAAAAGGGAAAAAGCUUGGAUUCACCAAUUUGUUCUAAAAAUAAGCAUUUAGACAACAUUGUUACUUCAACAAGUUUAGUAAGGAAUGGACCAGGCUCACCUUCAAUUCCUCAAGUGGAAAAAGGAUCUCCAGAAUUGUUGAAAGUGCCAUUGAAACAACAGAAAAGUCUUUGCCUACAAAACCAUCUGGAAGAAUCUAGGAAGUGUUCCCAAAACAGAGGGAGGAGUUCUCCUUUGGAAAAGUAUAAGAAAAGCAUAGAAAUUGAGAUGAAAGGGAAUGAAAAUGGAAUAACAUGUGAAAAGUUACCACUUGGGAAAGAAUGUGUUCCGAGCAGCCAAGGAUCAACUGCAAGUCAAAGUCCAAAUGACUUGAAAGGUCUUUUAUUUCUGAAUGGAAGUGUGGAGAAAAACUCCCAUCCCAUUCCACUUUCCAACAAUGCUUUAUCAUCUCAGAAUCAGCAAAAAGGGCAGCAAGGUGGCUCGGAAACAUUAGAUGAUUCCGAAAACACUAGUGUUAAAAGCAUAUCUUUAGAGAGUAAGAGAAAUUUGGAUGUUGUACAGGACUCAAUAAGAAAAGAUGUACAGAAGAUUGAUGAUGCUCUCCCAUGGAAACAAGAAGACACUAAACUAGUUGGAGGGUUGGAAGUGACAAAUAUCUGUAGUGACAAAGAGGGACUCUUGAGUCAGGAGAAGUGCAUUUUGGGCCAUGUCAAUGAUGUGACUGAUCACUUGUCAAACCAUGGUUCAAAGACUUUGGAAGUGUUGGCAUGUAGAAGUGAGAACUUUGAAAUGGUUUCUGCUGCCAAUCAAAUUACGGUCAGCCAACCUUGUUUCAACAAGACAUUGUCCUUUUCACUUGGUGACACUGGAAAGGGUUCUUCUGUUAAUGAAGUUGCAGAAAGCCAUUUUGCUUUGGACAGUCUCCCAUCAUCCUUUUUACAUGACACUGAAAUGGGUUCCAUUGUCAAUCAAGAAAGCAAAAACUCAGAAUAUGCUCAAAACCUAGAGAGAAACAUCAAGAACCCUUUGGAUAUUUCAACCCUGUUAUGUUCCAAUACAGAAGAAUUUGACAAUACUCCUGGAAGCAUCAAAGGUACCAUGCCUCUGUAUUCAAACCCUGAGGAGUGUAAUGAACAACCUGCUGAUCCAGAUUGUUCAUUUCCACUUUGUCCCGAUACAGAAGAAUUCAGUCAUGCAGUAGAUGUUCCUUCUGGUCAAAACACAGGAGAAUUUGGUAUUGUAGAAUCGGAAUCUUUAGAGCCAUCAAUUGGGGAUACUGCCACCCCUCAUGGUAAAGCUAGUGUGCCGCAGGGGUCUUCUGUUAUGGAUAUAGAGUCUGCAUGUCAGGCAGAAAACAGUAUAUUAACUCCAGUGUUAAUGCAGGCUUGUCUACAGCAUGAGAACAGUGAAUCCAAUAAAGUGUUGUCGAUCAGCAUGUCGACAUAUGAUAGUCCAGGUCAUGUUGUCAAGAAGAGGGAUGUUAUAGCUGUGUGUCUGUCUCACUGGGUGGUACUGUGGAUCAAGAUGGGCGGGCAAGAAUGGACUGUCCUGAAAUCCUGGACUCUGGACAAUACUGAUUGCAAGAUGUUUCAAAUGGUCAAGUUCUUACCUGUUAUAUCACAUCUUGUCCUUUUUGUUGGAGGAAGGUUCGCUUCGGCAAAUGGCAGGGUUUAUGGAUAUUCAGAUACCACAAGCUAUGACUUUCAACUGGAAUAUGAGGAUGCAUGCGAUGACCUGAUGUCGUUCAGUUCCAUGUGUGUGUUAAAUGAAAAGGAGCAGUGUAUCAACUCAACUGCAAGUGACGUAGAGCUGGUUGUUGCCGGUGAAACAGCAAGCGGACCAGUGGUUAGCAAGUGGAGUCUUGAUUGUCACUGUUUGGAUGUGAAGAAACAUCAAGCGCUGACACUACCAGAUGGUAGUGGAGCUAUUACCUCACUGUGUACUGUUGAUGGGAACUGUUGCCUUCUUGUUGGCUCUACUGGAGCUCAUCUCCUUCUAUGGAAUCUGAAACGUUGUGAUCUCCUGAAAGAAAUAAACCUGUCAAGGCCAGGAUUGCACAACUUUGAUUGCUUGCAGGCUGCAACAGAAAUGGGUUUGCUGUUUCUUACCAUGUGUCAAAGAUCUGCAACACAAAAGGACAAGUUUGAAUCAGAUGCAUCACCAUGCCUUCUGUAUGCUCUAAAUCCACUCAACAAUACCUUCAAAUGCCUUAAACAUUUCCCCCACAAGGAACUGACAAGUUCUCCGAAAUGUUCUAGUGUAUUUGGUCAGUAUCUAGCACUAGGAUGUCAAGACGGUAUGGCAUGGUUAGUGAAUAUGGCUGCUCCCCAUCACUGGGCAACUUUUCCUGUCUUCCAAGGUGCCAUAGAGAGUAUAAGCUUUCAUCCCAACAGACCAAUCUUAGCAUUUGGAGGUGGUAAAAAUGCUUGUGUUCAUGUAUAUUCCUUAAGUUAAUUAGUUACUGCUUGCUAUGGAGGAGGUGGGUGAUAUGCAUGAAAACAGCCAAGACAAUUAUUUGAAAAACAGGGUCUAUUCAGUGAAUCAAAAUAUGGCAAGCAAUUUAAAUAAUUGUUGUGGACUGACUAGCCUUGUGUUCAUGUAGAAAAAUAAAAGCACUUUCACAAGUAGGAGAGGCUUGUCAGUUCAUAGCCUGCAGAGCAGGCGUUCUUGUGAUGGGUUUGAGGAAGAAUCGGUGUUUUGGGGUUCUUGUUUCAACUACGUGCCCGCGAGAAAAAUGGGACCUCCAUAUUUUCAUUUUGGUGUGUCUAUCAGUAUAUUACAACAACAAAAAAUGUAUAUUACACUUCAGC